This is a messenger RNA of Dunckerocampus dactyliophorus (ringed pipefish), 637 nucleotides long. Its product is annotated as N-acetylglucosamine-1-phosphotransferase subunits alpha/beta-like. Lineage: Eukaryota; Metazoa; Chordata; Actinopteri; Syngnathiformes; Syngnathidae. Gene Ontology annotation, molecular function: UDP-N-acetylglucosamine-lysosomal-enzyme N-acetylglucosaminephosphotransferase activity. The transcript is spliced from 5 exons. Gene Ontology annotation, biological process: carbohydrate phosphorylation; N-glycan processing to lysosome. The record is from RefSeq and is a predicted model, not a curated record. The coding region runs from base 26 to 637 and encodes 203 amino acids. Gene Ontology annotation, cellular component: Golgi apparatus.
GUCGCAGCUCGCUAUCGUUUAAUGAAUGCGGCGCUAUGCUUGGCCAAGGAGAGCCAUGGUAGUUGUCAACUCGGUGCUCAAGCUGCUUCAGAGACAGACGUACACCUGUCUGUCCCACCGAUAUGGACUCUACCUCUGCUUCGGAGGCAUCGUCCUCAUGAUUGUGUCUGCUUUCCAGUUUGGAGAGGUUGUUGUAGAGUGGAGCCGAGACCAGUAUCAUGUGCUCUUUGACUCUUACCGGGACAACUUGGGUGGUAAAUCAUUUCAAAGCAGGCUCUGUCUGCCCAUGCCCAUUGAUGUGGUCUACACGUGGGUGAAUGGCACCGACACGGCUCUGCUGAGGGAACUGAAGGCCGUGAGAGAGCAACUGGUGGAGGAACAACAAGCCCUGAGGGAGCGUCUGGGGAAAAAUGCAAGCGAGACGACAGAAGAGCCAAAAGACAGGAUGAAGCUGGAAUGCUUGCUGUCCCACUGCAUCGUGGCACCCAUGCUGGCCCUGGAUCCCGCCCUGCCAGCCAACGUCACUGUCAAGGAGCUGCCGUCGCUGUCGCCCUCGCUCUCUGCCGUCAACGAGCUGCUGCAGCUCAACAAGCCCGUCUACCCGUCCACCGCCGCCUCCGUGCAAAACAUCAAAUAA